This is a messenger RNA of Odontomachus brunneus, 315 nucleotides long. RefSeq lists its product as uncharacterized. Gene Ontology annotation, molecular function: olfactory receptor activity; odorant binding. The coding region runs from base 1 to 315 and encodes 104 amino acids. Gene Ontology annotation, biological process: sensory perception of smell; detection of chemical stimulus involved in sensory perception of smell. The transcript is spliced from 3 exons. Gene Ontology annotation, cellular component: plasma membrane. The record is from RefSeq and is a predicted model, not a curated record. Lineage: Eukaryota; Metazoa; Arthropoda; Insecta; Hymenoptera; Formicidae.
AUGUUUCAAGUUUUUCAGAUUGUUACAUUCGGUGGUAAGGUCGAGGAAUUCUUCUUGCAUUUAGCGUGCAUAAUUCCCAUUCUUGUAUACAUGUUCAAUUUUAAUUACUUAGGUCAAGAAAUUACAGAUGACAAUGACAAUGUAUUUCUCAGCACGUACAAUGUUUGUUGGUACAUAGCACCACUCAGUAUACAAAAAUUGAUAUUAUUGCUGUUGCAAAGAGGCAAUAAACCGUACACCUUGUCUGCUGCUGGAUUGUUUGUUGCAUCUUUAAAGUUUUUUGCCAAAGUAAAGAGCACAGCAUGUAUACUUUAA